Molecule: messenger RNA, 1597 nt
Organism: Alosa sapidissima (American shad)
Lineage: Eukaryota; Metazoa; Chordata; Actinopteri; Clupeiformes; Clupeidae
Product: golgin subfamily A member 6-like protein 22
Exons: 5
Coding region: 73-1434 (453 amino acids)
Source: RefSeq, a predicted model, not a curated record
CAGUCUGUACUGGAUGUGCUCUUCAGGUCUGAGUACAGGACCCAGGAGAGAAGACCAAACCUGAGCCUGACUAUGAGGCCACGGCUCCCUGACAGGAGUAAGCUGGAGAAGGACAUGAGGGAGCUGGACAGGAAGCUGGAGGAGAGCAACUGGAGGUUGGAGGAGCUGCAGAUGACAGAGGUUCAGGAGAGACUGGCCGCAGAGAGGAGAGAGCAGGGGGAGAGGGAGAGAGCCGUGCAGGAGAGAGUGGGGAGUUUGAGGACACUCAGGGAAAUGUAUCACCUCAUGCUGAUCAUCGGUCCGGACCCAGCGUCCUAUGAGACGGUACCACUGAGAGAGCCUUCCAAGAACCCCACGGUCCAGCAACUACAGGCUCAGUGUAGGAGGGACCAGGAAAGAUGGAGGGAACUGGACAGAGGGCGACUGGAGCGCAGUAUGAGGAUGAUUGGAUGGUUGGACGAAGAACUGAGACACUUGCAACAGCGAGUUCCGGAGAGACGUGUUCCGGAGAGGUCAAGCCUACCUGAUCAUCUCGAAGCUCAGCUCCAUGCCCAGGAGAGAGUUUGGCUGCAGGAGGCGCAGAGAGUGAGGGAGGAGUUGGUCAGGAGGGUGAGGGAGCAGUCAAGCCAAGCUGAUCAUCUUGAAGCUCAGCUCCGUGACCAGGAGAGAGUUCGGCUGCAGGAGGAGGCACAGAGAGUGAGGGAGGAGUUGGUCAGGAGGGAGAGGGAGCAGUCCGAGGAGGAGGACAGGACCACAGAGGUUGAUCAUCUCAAGCAGAAACAAAGGAUUGAAAAAGUGGAUGAACUCCAGGGAGAGAAGGAGGACAUGAGAGAGAUGGAGAUGAAGAGUGAGGUGGCAGCCGAGGAGGAGAGAGAGUUGGAGGAGUUGAGACAGAGUGAGAGAGAGGAGUUGAGGAGGGUUGCUGAGAACAUCACCUGGACAUCCAGCGAUGAGAAGGAGGACUCUGACUCGGAUGAUGUCUGGAUGGACGAGGAAGAGAAGGAGGUCAUUCUAGCAGCCAGGAAGAAACAGCAGGAGGAGAGAGAGAAGAUGCAGGCUGAACUGAACAAAAAAGAGGAUGAAAAGAGAGAGGUAGAGACGGCCACCCUGAGUGAGCCAGAGAAAGAGGGAGAUGAAAAUCUCCAGGAAGAGAGUGAGGAAGUGAGAAAGGAAGAGAUGAAGAGAGAGAUGGCAGUCAAGCAGGAGAAAGAGAGAGAGGAGUUGAGACAGAAAGAGAGAGAGGAGUUGAGGAGGGCUGCCGAGAAUAUCACCUGGACGUCCAGUGAUGAGAAGGAGUACGACAACAGCGAAAGCGACACUGACUCGGAUGAUGUCUGGAUGGACGAGGAAGAGAAGGAGGUCAUUCUAGCAGCCAGGAAGAAACAGCAGGAGGAGAGAGAGAAGAUGCAGGCUGAACUAAACAAAAAGGAAUAACUUGUUUAUGCCCAACAGGGCAACUCUUUAUUCAACUUUGACACAUAAAUCGUUUCUACAGACUUUCUGUCCCUACACUUUACAGAUUUGUAACACUUUGAAAAACACUUAAUUGUUGCAAUUGUUUUGUAUUUGUAAGUAAAACAAUAUGUUAUUUGAACAA